Molecule: messenger RNA, 802 nt
Organism: Funneliformis mosseae
Lineage: Eukaryota; Fungi; Glomeromycota; Glomeromycetes; Glomerales; Glomeraceae
Source: the annotation of a GenBank genome assembly
AAAACGCAAGUGUGUCGAUUAUAAUGAUAAGUGCGCUUUACCAACUGACAAUGUCGAAGAUUUAGAAUCUCCAAGUGGUGGCAAACAGAAAACAAAAACUAAUGAUGAAGACUCCCUUCAAGGGUCGUCUUCGCGUGCGUUCACUCGAAAUAUGCCUCAUAAUGGUGAGAACGAAGCUUCAUCUGGACUCGUUCAAACAAGGAAAAAGAAAAAGUUGAGCUUGGGUAAAAAAGGAUCAAAUAAAGAUAAUAAAGAAAAAGAACCUGAUGUGGAGAAAUCCGAAGAAACUCCAAAAUAUGGAGGUGCUCAAGAGAUGAAUAUGGUAGUUAUCACAGACCCGACACCUACCAAUGUCAAUAUCAAAAAUGGUGCUGAAGAUGACGAUUUAUUUGAUGAUGGCGAAUUAAGCGAUCCGUCUGCAAAAUCAGACGAUGAUUCAGAUGAUGAUAAAUUCGUUUUUGAUGUUAGUGAUGACGAAAGUGAUUACGAAGAAAGCAGUAAAAGUAAAUCAAAAAAGAAGAGUCCAAAUACGGGAAGAAAAACGAAAUCAACGUCAGCGAAAGAAAGCGGUGGAAAAGGUAUAGGAAAGAAACAAACAAAUACUUCUGAACCUUCAAAUAAGAAGACUGUAUCUUCACUUCUAACCAAAAAAACGAUUGGAGGAUUAAAGAAGAAAGCGAUAGGAGAAUCAAUUCCUUCAACACCAAAGUUUACUUCUGGAGCCUUGAGCAAAAUACCUUCUUCAGGUCUAUCACGUAAGCUAAAAGUCAAACCGCUUCAUCCCUACUUUAAGAAACAAUAA